Messenger RNA from Prunus armeniaca (apricot), 1290 nucleotides. The record is from the annotation of a GenBank genome assembly. Lineage: Eukaryota; Viridiplantae; Streptophyta; Magnoliopsida; Rosales; Rosaceae.
AUGUCCAGGUUUACCCAACAUCACACUCAUUCUUCUUCUGCUGCAAAAUGGGUAUUUCUCACAUCUUGUGCAUGUCUGCUCGGAGGUGCCCUCGUUGCAGAUUUUCUUUGGGCUUCUUCUUCCUAUUCUUCUUCUGCCUAUUCCUUCAUUUCUUCCAAUUUGGCGCUUGACAAAUCUGGGACCUUGGUUGUACCAAAUGUCACCGCCAAUGAAGCUGACCAGAAAGGAAGUUUCAAAGACAAAAAGGAACAUGCUUCGGUGAGAUUAUUAUCUGGAACUUUUGCUGAUAUAGCUGCACCUGAGUUAACAUGGGAGAAAAUGAGGCCCGCACCGGUGCCUCGUCUCGAUGGCUCUUCAAUACAGAUUAAGAAUAUAUUUUACGUGUUUGCAGGAUAUGGCACAAUUGACCAUGUGCACUCUCAUGUUGAUAUAUACAAUUUCACUGACAAUACAUGGGGGGGAAGAUUGGAUAUCCCAAAAGAGAUGGCGCAUUCGCAUUUAGGAGUGGCCACUGAUGGAAGAUACAUAUAUGUGGUAUCAGGACAAUAUGGUCCCCAAUGCAGAGGGCCUACAGCUCGUAUAUUUGUGCUGGACACAGAGACAAAGAAAUGGAGCAGUAUGCUUCCAUUACCUUCCCCCAGGUAUGCUCCAGCAACUCAAUUGUGGAGAGGCAGACUCCAUGUGAUGGGUGGCAGCAAAGAAAACCGCCAUACGCCUAGUGUGGAUCACUGGAGUAUUGCUGUGAAGGAUGGCAAAGCAUUGGAGAAAGAGUGGCGGAAAGAAGCACCCAUUCUCCGUGGGGGACCACAUAGGGCUUGUGUUGUGAUGAAUGAUCGCCUCUUUCUUAUUGGUGGUCAAGAGGGUGAUUUUAUGCCCAAGCCUGGGUCACCAAUUUUCAAAUGUUCACGUAGGCAUGAGGUGGUUUACGGGGAUGCUUAUAUGCUGGAUGGUGGAAUGAAAUGGAAAGUGUUGCCUCCCAUGCCAAAACCCAACUCUCACAUAGAAUGUUCUUGGGUAAUUGUCAACAAUUCAAUUAUCAUUGCUGGAGGUACAACAGAAAAGAACCCAGUGACCAAAAGGAUGAUCCUUGUUGGGGAGGUUUUCCGGUUCCAAGUGGACUCCAUGACUUGGUCGGUGAUCGGAAGGCUUCCCUACCGAGUGAAAACGACAUUAACCGGUUUCUGGAACGGUUACUUGUAUUUUACAUCUGGGCAGCGGGACAGAGGACCAGAUAAUCCACAGCCAAGACACGUCAUCGGAGAUAUGUUUAGAACCAAGCUGAAUUUGUAG